GGCGGGAGAUAAAGCUCGAUUUUUUUUCUGAUGCUGGCCAGCUGAGGAGACAUGAAAAGAGAGGCAUUGAUGGACCUGCUGGCGCAACAAUAUGAUUAACAUCAUAACAAAUCUCCACAAACAUCAUUAAGAGACAGAGGAUGCAAUAGAACAGAAGUUGUCCUAACCUUCUGUAGCAGAUACAAAUAGAGAUAUAUUUUGUAUUUAAGACGGGGUGGCUGUGUAGAGUAGCUAGUGUAGAGAGAGCUCCGAGGCCGUAUCUUAAUUGUCUGUCCUCAUCAUUACAACUACACAGUGUUAUUCCGCCCCGAUAACUGAACGGCAGUAGAGAUGUGUCGCCAGGGAGAGCGGAAUGGAAAACCAGUGCUACAUGCGUUGAGUUAGGCGCUAAUGCGUUAUACGCAUUUGUUUUUGUUAUUGUUUUAUUUUAUCAACCGUCCAUCUCUUCCCAAAUAGGAAAAUGUGGUGAUUUAGCUGUCUUGUCUACGGGGGAGAGAGAAGGGUGUAGUCAGAAAAAGGAAAGAGAGGAGGAGGGGGCGUUAAGAGGUGUUCUUUUUUUUUGGAAAAGGGGGAGACAGACUGACACUGAGAAGGUAAAUUGAUGUGCGAACGCUCGCUGCACGUCACUUUCAUAAGAAAUUAACCUAUAACAGAAACUAAUGGCGUUAAAACAGGCUACAGCGUCUGAAUAAGCAAAACAGCGGAUAGGCAAUACAGUACGUAAAGUGGUCCUCGUCUGUCUUCACGAAGGCUGCGAAUCUGGUACACGGAACGUGUGGCCCUCUAAGUGGAAGCAAGUAUUCUGGCCACGGUUUGCUUGGGUGAAGGUUGUUAGCAGCUCUCUCAGGCCGAUGAGGAGCUUGCAGCGGGUAUGGAACGUUCCGGAGAAAGUGUCUGAGGACCUGCCACUGUGCCCUCCCCACCUCGCCCCACCCCGCCUUCGCUCCAACUCCGCAGCCAGGCCAAGAGGGGAUACACGCUCCACAAUUUUUGCCCUAAUCCCUCCGCAAAACCCUUCCACCCAAGUCCCUCUCAUCCUGGCCUCUUCCCCCUAAUCCACCUUCUGUUUGCCGAGGGGGGCUUUAGGAAUCUUUUCAUUUGUCUCCCAUCAAGCCUCCAUUUUAACCCGCCACAUUCUCAUAGUUACCCCACCCCCCACGCGCGCGCACACACACACACACACACACACACACACACACACACACACACACACACACACACACAUACACACACACACACACACACACACACACACACACACACACACAUACACACGCUCAUUGGAAUACAAGUCACUGGUCUCCCUCCUUGAUUCGACACAGGUUUAGCAGCUUGCUUGUUUCCCAUUCAACCCCCGCCUCUUCCUCACCCUUUCGCUUUUCCUCGUCCCUCCUUCCUUUUGCCAUCGACGAUGUCUCUGUUUCGGUCAGGUGGACCCAGCAGGCAUCGGGCGUCAUCCUCGGUGGCCCGUGCGUGCCCGCGCCGCAUGUCCGACACCUGUCUGGUUUGGCUCUUGGGGCUGGCGCUGCGGCUGGCGCUGUCUUCGUGCCAGCGAGCAGACCUGAGCUCGGGCGCCAAGCACCCCAUGGUGACAACCAGCUACGGCAAGCUGCGGGGCGUGCGCAAGGAGCUGAACAACGAGAUCCUGGGGCCCGUGGAGCAGUACCUGGGCGUGCCCUACGCCACGCCACCGGUGGGCGAGAGGCGCUUCCAGCCCCCCGAGGCACCGGGUUCGUGGCAGGAGGUGCGUAACGCCACGCAGUUCGCGCCCGUGUGCCCGCAGAACAUCCACGGUGUGCUGCCGGAGAUCAUGCUGCCCGUGUGGUUCACCGACAACCUGGACGCGGCGGCGGUGUACGUGCAGAACCAGAGCGAAGACUGCCUCUACCUCAACAUCUACGUGCCCACCGAGGAUGGUCCGCUCACAAAAAAACACGAUGAGUCUACAAUGAACCGGCCGAGGGAUGAAGACAUCCGUGAUCGACGAAAAAAGCCGGUCAUGCUCUUCAUCCACGGCGGCUCGUACAUGGAGGGCACGGGCAACAUGUUCGACGCCAGCGUCUUGGCCGCCUACGGCAACGUCAUCGUGGUGACCAUGAACUACCGGCUGGGCGUACUGGGUUUCCUCAGCACCGGCGACCAGUCUGCCAAGGGGAACUAUGGGCUCCUGGAUCAGAUUCAGGCCCUGCGCUGGCUCAACGAGAACAUCGGCUACUUUGGCGGCGACUCGGAGCGCAUCACCGUCUUCGGCUCAGGCGCCGGGGCAUCCUGUGUCAACCUGCUCAUCUUGUCCCACCACUCAGAGGGUUUGUUCCACAGAGCAAUUGCACAGAGUGGCUCAGCCAUCUCCAGCUGGUCUGUGAACUACCGGCCGAUGGAGUACACCAAGAUCCUGGCGCGCAAGGUGGGCUGCAGCCACAGCGACGCGGCCGACCUGGUGGAAUGCCUGCGCAAGAAGAGCUUCCGUGAGCUGGUGGACCAGGACAUCCAACCGGCCCGCUACCACGUCGCCUUCGGUCCCGUGGUGGACGGCGACGUGGUGCCGGACGACCCGGAGAUCCUCAUGCAGCAGGGUGAGUUCCUGAACUACGAUAUUCUCCUGGGAGUGAACCAAGGAGAGGGUUUGAAGUUUGUGGAUGACAGUGAGGGAGAGGAUGGCAUCUCCUCAGCCUCCUUCGACUACACCAUCUCCAACUUUGUGGACAACCUGUAUGGAUACCCAGAUGGUAAAGGCAUACUAAGAGAAACCAUCAAGUUCAUGUACACGGACUGGGCCGACCGCGAGAACAGCGACAUGCGGCGUAAAACGCUACUGGCGCUCUUCACCGACCACCAGUGGGUUGCGCCGGCCGUGGACACGGCCAAGCUUCAUGCCGAGUUCCAGUCGCCCGUCUACUUCUACACGUUCCACCACCACUGCCAGAUGGAGACGCGACCCGACUGGGCGGAUGCGGCGCACGGCGACGAGAUCCCCUACGUGUUCGGCGUGCCCAUGGUGGGCGCCACCGACCUGUUCCCCUGCAACUUCUCCAAGAACGACGUCAUGCUCAGUGCCGUGGUCAUGACCUACUGGACCAACUUCGCCAAGACCGGGGACCCAAACAUCCCAGUCCCCCAGGACACCAAGUUCAUCCACACCAAGCCCAACCGCUUCGAGGAGGUCAUCUGGACCAAGUUCAGCUCCAAGGACAAGCAGUACCUGCACAUCGGCCUCAAGCCCCGCGUGCGCGACAACUACCGCGCCAACAAGGUGGCCUUCUGGCUGGAGCUGGUGCCUCACCUCCACUCGCUCCAGGAGGAGUACGUCAAACCACCCGUCCCCCACAGGCCAGGGGGCAAGGGUCCCCCACCGAACCCCGGGACCAGGUCUCCACGCUACCCCGUAGCCUCCACUUACCCUCCCGAGCCGGAGGUGGAGGGCUCGGAGCGCCCGGUGUUCUCGCUGUUCCCAACAGACCCGCGGGACUACUCGACAGAGCUGAGCGUGACAGUGGCGGUGGGCGCCUCGCUGCUGUUCCUCAACGUUUUGGCCUUCGCCGCGCUGUACUACAAGCGCGACAAGCGCCACGAGCUGCGGCUCUCACGGCGCCACCGACGCCUCUCGCCCCAGCGCGGCGGGGGUGGCAUCGGCUUGGGGCCUGGGGGCAUCAUCGGCGCCGGCGGCAUCGGUGGCAUCAGCGGCAUGGUCGGGUGCGGUGGCGGUGGGCUGGGCAUUGUCGGGGCGCCGCCCCACAACGACCUGGCACUGAGCCAGGAGGAGGAGCUGAUGUCGCUGCAGAUUAAGCAGCAGCGUGCUGAGCUGGAGCACGCCGCCGCCACCGGCACGGGCACGCCGCUGCCGCCCUUGCGCGCCGCUGGCCUCCACGGCGACCUAGAGCCGCUGCGGCCACCCGUCUGCCCGCCGGACUACACGCUGGCGCUUCGGCGGGCGCCCGAGGACGUGCCACUCAUGACGGCCAAUGCCAUCCCGAUGAUGCCCAACACCAUCUCGGGCAUGCAGCCGCUGCACCCCUUCAACACGUACCCACCAGCCCCAGCACCCCCCUCCACGGCCCAUAGCAACAACGCGCUGCCACACCAGCACUCAACCACCCGCGUAUAGUAGCGCCACCCCUGGGGGGGUAUGGGGGAGGGUUUGUUGAAGGGAAAGGAAAGACGUGGGGUGAGGUUGGGGGUUAGAUGGCACCCUCAAAGCUCCCUAAGCUCCUCCAAAUGUAAAAAGAGACCCUCAACACCCCCCCCACCAUCACCUACCCUAUCAGCCCCUAUUGAGUACAGCUGCACCCCUUCCCCUCCUUAGCUACUCGAGAGAGACUGUAGGCUCUCUGUUCUCUUUUUCUCGUUUUCUUCGUUUCUUUCCAAACACCAAACACCAACCACCGCAGUCUGCACUUUUUACACCUCCCCCCCCGCGCCCCCCGUCUCUUUCUUUUUUGUGUUUUUUUUUCCUGUGGGUUUAUCAUUGCUCCCUUCUCCUUGCCCUCUAUCACUCUGUUCUUCUCUUCUUGGCUGGUUCGAGGGUAGGCGCAGGCAGAUGGCAGUGCUCGACUCCAAUUGGUGGAGGAGCGGGCCGUAUUCUUGUGGGUGGGCUGGAGAAAAAAAAAAGAAAAGACCCCCUUCUAUUUCGUGUCUUACCACUCCCACGCCUCUCUGCGACAGCCCUGUCGCCACGCUCUUGUUUCUUAAUCUGUUCGCUCGCCUCUCUCUUCUCAUAUUUUUGUCCUCUCUUUCUUCUAUUCUCUUGGUUUUCCUCUUGAUCUGUCGCUCUUCCCAUGCGUUCUAUGUCUAGCCCUUAUUCAGAACUCAUUGUUUUGCCUAUUUUGGAGUCUUUUAUAAAUGAGACAAAAACUUAUGUGUAAAAGAUGUACUAUCGAUAUCUUGUAAGGAUAUGAAUGAAAAAAGAUAUUCUAAUAUCUCUUUUUUACCAGCAUUCUUGUGCCAAGUACUGUGAUAAAUGUCUUUUAAGACAAAGUGUCCAUGGACCAAUGGGAGUGGAUUGCUGGGGCUGAAUCUUAUUUGAGAAGUUAGCAUCAUCCUAAAAAAAAAAGUGCCAAACAUUUUUUCUUUUUUCUUAUUCUUUCCUCCUUUUUUCGGUUUUAUGUUUUGCACUGUUGCUGGUCUUUGCUUUUGGGGGGGGAGAUUGAAAUCUCGAUAAAUAUCGCUCCAUAAAAAAUAUGAAUAUAGAAUAAUAAAAUGUAUUACUUGUUUGCUCUUUGGGAUAUCUGCAUGAUUUAUUUUCCAAAACGGAAUAAACAGACAGCUGAACAGAAAUGUUCCAAAUCCAAAAGUAUAUAUAUAUAUAUAUAUAUUUUUUUUUUGCAUUGCAUUUUGUUUUGCCCCAUUUUUUUCUUGAAAGCUAAUUUCUUUUGAUUGCCUCUUCAAAACAUUGUGCAUUUUUUUCUCUCAUAAAUAUGACAAUACAACAAUCAGUGAAUAGCAAACUGGUCAUAAUAAAAUACAUAUUUGUUUUUUUUUUACCUUUUUUCCAUUCUGAGAGGCUCAAGGCCCUGAAAUGAACAAUUUGAUCCCCCAGUUUUUUCAUUUAGUCUCAGAUGAUUCAUGAUCGGUGAGCUUUUGCCCUUUUGCAAGAUAACACCACUGAGCAGGUGUGUGUGAAAAUGUCUGUGAGGAGUGUUUGUGUGUGUGUGUGUGUGUGUGUGUGUGUGUGUGUGUGUGUGUGUGUGUGUGCAUUCAUGCCUGUUCACAAGGGUGUAAGUUGUAUGUACAUGUGUGUGUGUAUGACUGGAUCCUGCUCAAAUACUCUCACCUUUGACCCCUGAAGGACAAAGUUAACUCUCAGCGCUCCUGUUCCCCUGACGGACACGUCUCAUCUUGUCUUAUCUCUGGGAUUUCCAAAGCAGCCCCCGCCUAGAUCAGCCUCCUUUAGUUUCCUGUGUUGACCCACUCCUCCCAAGUCAUCGGUUCUUUUCUGAGGACAUUGAGGAGUGCAAAAAGCAUGGAGGGGGAGGGGGGUGAGAUGUAGAGAGAGAGUGCACACCGAGGCCUUGUCUCCCUACGUGAGCAUAACAGACCCAGACAUGGACUGCCUCGCUCCACUGUACUGCACCAGGGGCUGUCUCCCUGCAGCAAGGGGAGCUGUUCUUCAGGUUCUGCCUGACAGGACUGGGAGACGCUUUUUUCCACAGGUUCCAUGACGCACAACGGGACACGAACCCCAGAAGUGGAAGAAUGGAUUGGGGGACAAAUAACAAAAGCCCAAGAGGACGCACUGGAGAGAGCUUCAAGGAGCCCGGGGGCAGGGGGGCAGUUUAACACGACAGUCACAGAAUCCCCUGCGCUUUCUGCUCCAAGGGCACAUGAAUGGCUUGCAAAUCAUACAAUUCACACAAACACACACACACACACACACACACACACACGCAUACACAUAUCAUACACACACACGCACACAUCGUGAACUCACACACAUGCAGAUGCAUUCAGAGACCACUCCAUAUUAAUAGGGUGUCUCAUCGUUUCUUUUCUUAGGUUCUCUAUUCCAUCUUCUCUUUGGAUAUGCACUCAGUGGACUAACAGACACAGACUACUUUCCAUUAUUAAGGACAUGAAAGAAGGGGGGGGGGGGGGGGGAGAGAUAAAC
Clupea harengus (Atlantic herring) is the source of this 6601-nucleotide messenger RNA. It is a transcript of the gene nlgn2b, whose product is annotated as neuroligin 2b. Gene Ontology annotation, cellular component: membrane. Lineage: Eukaryota; Metazoa; Chordata; Actinopteri; Clupeiformes; Clupeidae. Gene Ontology annotation, molecular function: neurexin family protein binding. The record is from RefSeq and is a predicted model, not a curated record.